UCUGGUCUUCUACAUUUCUACGUCUGAUAUACUAUCCCGGUUGUACCCAGCAGUUUAGCAAUCCAUUCAUUUGAUUGAAUCACUCAAGACAAAAGCCGGCACAUAUAUCCAUCUGUACGCGUCUCGGCAGUCCGAUCGCACAUGAAACGCAAUGGUCUGUGCGCCAAAAAUCAGUUACCGCUUAGCAUUCUCUUCCCUGCACCGAACAAAAGGCAGCAAAUAGCAAAAGGUACGAAGACAAUAAGACCUAGGAGGAAAUGAAAACGAUACAAGUCAGGCGCGAUGGAAUCCGCUGGGGAACGCUUUGAUUCUUCCUUUCAUGGAAAUCAAGAUGGAUACUGAUUGCGGUUAUGGGAAGAACCCAGAAAAAGAGUUAACACUUCUACUGACGACUGACAAUUAACUUACCAAGCCGCAACGAUCAAAGCGUACAAAACUUUUAGCUUCGGGAUAGGUAUACGAAAAAACAUCGACCUUAUUUGACUUGAUCUCUUGAAGAGGAAUCGGCAAGCGAACUGUACAUACGCACUUUUGGACUCUCUCACAUUGUGGAAUAGCUUUCGACACCCAUAAUCAUCGGCACUUAGUCUAUUACACAUUCGCGUAUCCGACAUCGUAACCUUUCGCAUCUCCCUCACAUCGUCCGGCACUGUAGAUAUCGACUCCAUCCCGGUGCAAUUCAAUAUUAUCAGUAUCCUCUCCGAUUCAUCAAGCUUUUUAGCAUUGAGCAGAGCCUCUUUGAAAUCUCUGAUCUUGUCGGCACUACUCUUCGUAUACACUCGACUGUAUACUUGUCAAAGAUAACCCCAAGGCUCACCUCUCUGUGGAUCAUCCGCCUAUCUACUAAGAUAAUUUGUCAAGAAGGUAUUCUCGCGCCCUUCUUCUUUGACGUCUCCUUCCCUUGUGAUCACUUCGCAUCACCUUCAUCCUUUCACCUUGCGGCAUAUAUUCCUUCCUACCCUUCAAAAAAACUUCUUGCUCGGCUUUUUUUUUAACGGUUGAAAUGGCUACGCAGGGCACCGAUUACGACGGCAACGACGUUGCUUCUCGAAUGUCUAAUAUGAACAUUGCGGAAAACCAUUACGCUUCGAUUCAGCAACCCCAGCCACCCUCCCACUCCCAAAGUCCUGUAACUAGCACCUCCCCAAACGUGUCAACUCCGUUUGCACGUGGCUUAACCUAUUCGUACGCCGGCGAACAGCAAGGGUACCCUUACUAUAGCGCCUCUGCAGGCGUCGACCAAUUUGGCGGACAGAUGGGUCCUCCUGCCACGUACCCUUACGGAGCUCCUGUCCAAUUACUUUCUCCUCACUUGGCUCCUAUGAAUUUUGAUGGGUAUUCUGGAGGCGGCGAAGUUUAUGGUAACCAGCAAGACCGUAGUCAAAGUCAUCAACAACAACAAGGCGUACAGGCCAACGGUACGCCUGGGAGACAGAAUCACCGACCGCCUCAUGGGCAGACGCUACAGCAGAGUGCUCAAUACUUUGGUUACCCUGACCAAAGGCAAUAUUGGAUGUCUCAUCAAGAAAUAUUCUUGCAGCAAAUAGAAAGGAAGAAAGAGUACCAGCCUCGUUCUAGCCAAGGUCCCAUGAGCCGCAUCUCUCAAAAUUCUGGCUCCAAUUUCCGUCAAGACUUCAAUCCUACACUUCAAGGCAAUUUCCAUGGACAGGGCAACUUGUCUUUCCAUGCCGCACAAACUGGGCAAUAUGGCUUACACCCUGCCCCUCAUUUCGUUGCCCUCACCGGUUUCCCUCCUCAGUUUUCUUCUCAGUAUCUGGGUAGGCCCGCGCCAACGAGGAAAUUUGACGAUCCUGGAGUAGUUAGAAGUGCGUUGUUGGAGGAUUUCAGGUUGAACAAGCUCAAAAAAUGGGAAUUGAAUGACAUUUUCGGCCAUAUUGUCGAAUUUGCCGGCGACCAGCAUGGUUCUCGAUUUAUCCAGCAGAAGCUUGAAACCGCCACUCCUGAAGACCGUCAAAAACUCUUUGACGAGAUUUAUACCAAUGCUUACCAGCUAAUGACCGACGUUUUUGGAAACUACGUUACUCAGAAAAUGUUUGAACAUGGUGACCAGCUCCAAAAGGCUGCUCUGGCGAAGAAGAUGGACGGACGCGUCUUGCAACUCUCUAUGCAGAUGUACGGAUGCCGAGUCGUGCAAAAAGCACUUGACCAUCUUCUGAACGAGCAGAGAGCCAAGAUUGUAGCAGAACUUGAGCCACACAUUCUAGAAUGCGUAAAGUCUAGCAAUGCCAACCAUGUCGUACAGCGUAUCAUCAACACUGGUCCUCCCCAGUCUAUUCCAGAUUCCUUUAUCGGUCAUGUGGAGGAGCUUGCCAAACAUCCAUACGGUUGCCGCGUCUUGCAAAAGACAUUUGAGAACCUUGACGACAAGAUGAAGAGAUCUUUGCUGGAUGAAAUGCACAAGUGUGUGAUUCCACUCACUGAAGACCAGUUUGGAAACUACGUCAUCCAGAGUGUUAUCACUGUGGGGAAGCCCGAGGACAGGAACAAGGUUAUUAGUCAGCUCAAAGGUCGCGUCACUACUUUCGCUCGACACAAGUUCGCCUCCAAUGUCGUUGAAAAGGCCCUCAUUCACGCCGACCCUGCUGAUCGACGGGUCCUUAUCGAUGAACUCAUCGGCAUGCAGCCUGACGGGACGAACCAAGUCGGCAUGCUUCUACGCGAUGCCUACGCCAACUUCCCUCUCCAAACAGGCAUGUUCGCCGCUGACCCCGCUCAGCGCGAAGAGCUUCUCGAGAUUGUCCUUCCUCUUCUCCCUCCUCUCCGUCACACCCCAGUUGGAAAGCGCAUCGAAGGUCGUCUGGCCCAGAUGGAGAAUGAGGGUAAUAUCUCUUCGGUGAUGAUGCGUAAGACUCUCUCAUCUAGCACGGCUACCACCGAUACCAACGCCGCGUUGUCCAUGAGUCGAACUGCUAGCGGCUCAACCGUGCCCACAUCGCCUGAGUUGAGCAUCAUCCACACACCUACUGUCAAAUCCCCUAAGAAGGACGAAACUGAAGGGUGGUGAUUAAUCUCUCGUGGUACAGCAAAAGUGCAGGGUCAUCUCUUGGGUUUUGUGGGGGGUGUAGGAUCCGGCUGCUGGUGCAUCCAUGGUGAGGUAACGGCCGCGAGCGCCAAAAUGAAUCAUAUCUGUGGCCUUGUAGAGUGAAAUAAAAAAGGGCUAGGAAGCAACGAGGAUUAAUACUUUUCUUUUGAGGUCUCUUUUUGUGUAUAGCGCAGGUGACGUUGGAUGGUUGGUGGUUCAUAUGCCUGGGUGCUCUAUGGUGAAUGCAAAUCAU
Messenger RNA from Cryptococcus deneoformans JEC21, 3296 nucleotides. RefSeq lists its product as hypothetical. The transcript is spliced from 11 exons. Gene Ontology annotation, molecular function: mRNA 3'-UTR binding. Gene Ontology annotation, biological process: nuclear-transcribed mRNA catabolic process, deadenylation-dependent decay. NCBI's taxonomy places the organism in Eukaryota, Fungi, Basidiomycota, Tremellomycetes, Tremellales, Cryptococcaceae. The record is from RefSeq and is a predicted model, not a curated record. The coding region runs from base 1004 to 3025 and encodes 673 amino acids. Gene Ontology annotation, cellular component: cytoplasm.